Molecule: messenger RNA, 321 nt
Organism: Vigna radiata var. radiata (mung bean)
Lineage: Eukaryota; Viridiplantae; Streptophyta; Magnoliopsida; Fabales; Fabaceae
Exons: 2
Source: RefSeq, a predicted model, not a curated record
GAAAGAAUGAGUACCCAAUUCUUAUGGUUCGACUUGGGUUAUGUUGCGGCCUCCGCCUAUUUGAUGAUAUCCUUUCCGGAUGACUUAAAGGGUAUGCUCUCUGUCUCGCAGGAUUUGAAGGAUUAUCUUUCCGAUUUUCAAGGUUUAUCGAAACGUGUUGACGAGCUUGAGAACAAGAGUUCUCAGAUGACAAAACUUUUUUCAACUGCUGAUAAGGAUUUGAAGGAUUAUCGUUCCGAGUUUCAAGGUUUAUCGAAACGAGUUGACGAGCUUGAAAACAAAAGUUCUCAAAUGAAAAAACUUUUUUCAGCCGCUGAUAAG